UCAGCUUUGCAGGUUCAUGACGGCCGAAAGAAAGAGCGCGAAAACACACACACGCACGCACACACAAUACCUUGAUUUGAAUUUCCUCCAGAAGCGAUGGGGGCGGCGCGGUGCUCAGACAGGCGGACGCGGGGCUGAAGUGCAGCAGGAGCGACGCUGGUGUGGAGCUGGAAGCGGGGCUGGUGUGGAGCUCUCCGCGGUGCUGAAACCGGUCCCACAGCGACAUUCAUCGACGUGAAUGCAAGACCGACGGGGGAAAUUCACAUCCAGCCUGCGAGGACAGCAUGAGGAGGGUUUUCAUGCCCACACCGCUGCUCUUACUGAGCUGUUUCGGAGCGUCGUGGGUCUUGGCUGACAGUUUGGCAGCUCCAGUGAAUGUGUCCAUCAGGGAUCUGAAGAGCAGCUCAGCUGUGGUGACAUGGGACACGCCGGACGGAGAGCCGGUCAUCGGCUUUGCCAUCACACAACAGAAAAAAGAUGUCCGCAUGCUGCGCUUUAUUCAAGAAGUGAACACCACCACGCGGAGCUGUGCAUUGUGGGAUCUAGAGGCCGAUACGGACUACAUUGUGCACGUUCAAUCUAUCAGUAUCAGCGGGGCGAGUCCUGUUAGUGAAGCGGUGCACUUCAAGACCCCGACUGAAGCUGAAACGCAGGCCUCCAAGAGCAAAGACGAGGUGACGAUGGAAGAGGUCGGGCCAAACGCUCAGCUCAGGGCUGGAGAGUUCAUCAUCAUCGUGGUGGUCCUUAUCAUGUGGGCAGGUGUGAUCGCACUGUUCUGCCGUCAGUAUGACAUCAUUAAAGACAACGAGCCGAACAACAACAAGGAUAAAGCCAAAAACUCGUCUGAAUGCAGCACUCCGGAGCACACGUCAGGAGGCCUGCUGCGCAGUAAGGUAUAACCAGCAGUCUGAGACCGUCCAGACCACACUGUACACAGACCUCCAACGACAACCGAACGCCAUCUGUCAACAUUAUCAAAGUGUGAAUCUGCAUUUACCACAUGCCGAAAGUGCAAAAACAACAAGCAGGAAUUCUGGACUUUACCUGAAGAAAGCCGGAAUAAUACGGCGAGAGUCUGAAACCGGCUCCGGGAGUCUGGAGAUAAGAGCAAAUCUGUGAAGAUGCACGGGGUUAGAAAAAUGGCUUUACAAUUUGACUGCAAGAAGAUCCGCGUUUAAAAGCCUGUCUUUUACACUUGAAAACUCUUGAGCUUUGCUCCUUUAUCUGGUUUCCUCUUUUACUCUGUUUCCAAUGGCAUGAUGCACAUUCUCAAUGAUCUUUUUUAUAGUCAAGUCAAUCUGCAGUGAGAAUCUGAACUGAGGAUAAUAAUGUCUGAAACCACAAGGAAAAUUAAUGGGUUUAAAAUAAUCAAUUGUCAAUCAAUUGUCAAUUUUAAAUGAAUAAACAUACACUUUUAACAGUUUUAUGUAGAAUCUACAGUAAC
Danio aesculapii is the source of this 1444-nucleotide messenger RNA. It is a transcript of the gene fndc5a, whose product is annotated as fibronectin type III domain containing 5a. The transcript is spliced from 6 exons. NCBI's taxonomy places the organism in Eukaryota, Metazoa, Chordata, Actinopteri, Cypriniformes, Danionidae. The coding region runs from base 285 to 899 and encodes 204 amino acids. The record is from RefSeq and is a predicted model, not a curated record. Gene Ontology annotation, molecular function: protein binding.